CCCCUCCGCCGCCGCCGCCGCCUCCGCCUCCGCCUCGAUUUCGACUCCUUUCCUCUCCACUGCCCCUUCUUAUACGGGACGUUCAUGAGGCGCCCCCGCCCGGAUCCAGCCCCCCGCCGUUCUUCUACCAGUGCUGCUGCUGGCGCCCACGCCGCACUCCCGUGCCGCCCGAUGCCCGCUGCCAGCGGUGGUCAACCAGCCGGAGGAAGGGUAGGGAAGAUGCAGAGCGAAGAGGCAAGCACAUAGGUUGCUUUAACAAAAAGCAAAAUGCUAGCAGAACAGAACUUAUGCAACGACCUAUCCAUCCAGAUAUUACAUUUGAAGAUGGAUUUGGUUACUUGGUUAAAUCCUGUCAAAGUUCCUCGAGUGAACGCACCAAACAGAUUGAGUCAGAACUAUCAGAAAGUUUUGUCUCCCUUGCUUCAUUUGUUGAUGGUAUGCAUGUGAUUAACUCUUUUGAAGAGGAAUUUGAGGAUAAUACCUGGAGCACACUCAGUGAAAAUGUUGCUUUAACUAUGUCUGAAUGUGUCGUCUCACUUGCUUCAUUCAAUGGAAAUUCAAGGUGUUUUGCUUGCACAGGCGUAUAUAUAAACUGUAAUCCCGUGAGAAUCCUUACUACAGCAAGUUUGGUUAAAACUUCUGGCGAUGGAAACAAGAUUGAUGAUAACUUGCGGAUUGAAGUGCACCUUAAUAAUAAACAACAUGUCACGGGGACAUUGAAACAUUAUGAUCUACGCUAUAAUGUUGCAGUUGUUGAGAUCAUGGGUUCCUACAGUUCUUGUGCAGUGGAUGUGGAAGAGCGUAUUUCUUUCACCCCUAAUAUUGAGGUUUUAGCUGUAGGGCGUCUCUUUGAACGUCCAAAAUUAAUGGCCUCAAGAGGGGUGUUAAUUGACAGAAAAAGCAAACUUGCUUGCGAAGAGCUUGGGAUUUCCACUUGUAAAAUCACCAAGGCUGGGAUUGGAGGGCCUCUUAUUGAUGCUUGUGGGAAUUUGAUUGGCAUGAAUUUCUUCCAUGAUGAAGAAACUCCAUACCUACCGAGGGAAAAAAUUCAGGAAGUCUUGGGAUAUUUUGAUGAACAAUGCAUGUCGAAUGACAGUUGGUCUGAACCAAGAGAUCGUUAUUAUAUACCAGCUUUCUACUCUAUACCGUAUGGUUUGUUCGGAGAUGAGUACUUUGAUAACAAAAAGGAUGCAUAUUCUCCGUCUCCGGUUUUGUGUUGAGACUAUUUGUUGGUUGUUGUUGCUCCACUCUAUGAAGUAUGGACCCGCUUGUUUUUUCUUUUUUGCUUGUUAGUCCUUGUGAAGUCGAGACUGCUACAUAUUCUGAGGCAUUUGCACUUAAUUGUAGCCUAUGUGCUUAAAGAAUCCUAAGCUAAAUCCUUGUUUAGUUAUGUGUUCAUUUCUGCCA
Messenger RNA from Triticum dicoccoides, 1407 nucleotides. RefSeq lists its product as uncharacterized. The record is from RefSeq and is a predicted model, not a curated record. The transcript has 8 exons. Lineage: Eukaryota; Viridiplantae; Streptophyta; Magnoliopsida; Poales; Poaceae. Bases 288 to 1220 code for a protein of 310 amino acids.